AUGCACCAGCUCCUGGAGAUCAAGGAUGCGUAUCCAGAGGCAAAAGUGAUAGGAGGGAGCUCCGAGACACAAAUAGAAAUCAAGUUUAAAGCCAGGCAAUACACACACUCAGUAUAUGUUGGCGACAUUCCAGAGUUAAAACAGUAUACCUUCACUGACGACUACCUUGACCUGGGGGCCAAUGUUUCACUCACAGAUCUAGAAGAGAUCUGUGACGAGGCUCUUCAGCGGUAUGGGCCUACCAAAGCACAACCAUUCAUUGCUAUCAAAAAGCAGAUACGGUACUUUGCUGGACGACAGAUUCGGAAUGUGGCAUCGCCGGCUGGUAACAUUGCCACAGCAUCUCCAAUUUCUGACCUCAACCCGGUAUUUGUCGCAACAGGCACGAUACUCUUUGCCAAGUCACUGAAGGAAGAGGUUCAAAUACCGAUGGACCAGUUUUUCAAAGGUUACCGAACGACGGCACUUCCUGCCAACGCUGUGGUUGCAAAGCUACGUAUCCCUAUUUCCCAGGAGAAUGGUGAGUAUCUACGAGCGUACAAGCAGGCAAAGAGGAAAGAUGACGAUAUUGCUAUUGUCAACGCUGCCUUGCGUGUAUCACUUUCCGAUUCAAACGUCGUUAUGAGUGCAAAUUUGGUAUAUGGAGGUAUGGCACCAACUACCAUACCUGCAAAGAAAGCAGAAGAGUUUAUCGUUGGAAAAAUUUGGACAGACCCUGCGACAGUUGAAGGUGUAAUGGAUGCUCUUGGUCAAGAUUUUGAUCUUCCAUCAUCGGUGCCAGGAGGCAUGCCUACUUAUCGGAAAACUCUAGCUUUUGGUUUCUUUUACAGGUUCUACCAUGACGUUCUUUCAUCUAUCCAAGGUGUCAAGGUUCAUUGUGAAGAAAAUGCUGUCUCAGAGAUUGAACGUGGAUUAUCUUCCGGUGUUAAAGAUCACGAAGCAACGGCCGCUUAUACCCAGAAGAUUGUUGGAAAAGCAACGCCAACUGUUUCUGCACUACUGCAGACCACUGGAGAAGCUCAGUAUACUGAUGACAUUCCGGUACAGAAGAACGAAUUAUUUGGAUGUCUUGUUCUUUCAACUAAAGCUCGAGCUAAGAUCUUAAGCAUUGACUUCACACCUGCAUUAGAUAUCCCUGGUGUGGUGAACUACGUGAGCGCCAAAGAUCUCCUCAACCCAGAGUCAAAUUGGUGGGGGGCACCAGUCUCCGAUGAAAUAUAUUUUGCAGUCAAUGAAGUCGUCACUGACGGCCAGCCCCUUGGCAUGAUCGUUGCUACGUCUGCUAGAUUGGCUGAGGCUGGAUCUAGAGCGGUGAAAGUUGAAUAUGAAGUUCUUCCUGCUAUCCUAACUAUUGAACAGGCCAUUGAACACAACUCAUUUUUCAAUCAUAUUACGCCAGCUAUCAAGAAAGGGGAUGUCGAAGCAGCCUUUGCUUCAUCAGACCACGUCUACAGUGGCACCACUAGAAUUGGAGGCCAGGAGCAUUUCUAUCUUGAAACCCACGCGUGCGUGGUUGUACCGAAGCCAGAAUAUGACGAGAUUGAGGUGUUCAGUAGCACACAAAACCCCGCUGAAGUGUAA
Trichophyton rubrum CBS 118892 is the source of this 1581-nucleotide messenger RNA. RefSeq lists its product as uncharacterized. Gene Ontology annotation, molecular function: FAD binding; oxidoreductase activity; iron ion binding. Lineage: Eukaryota; Fungi; Ascomycota; Eurotiomycetes; Onygenales; Arthrodermataceae. Bases 1 to 1581 code for a protein of 526 amino acids. The transcript has a single exon. The record is from RefSeq and is a predicted model, not a curated record.